Molecule: messenger RNA, 1673 nt
Organism: Olea europaea var. sylvestris
Lineage: Eukaryota; Viridiplantae; Streptophyta; Magnoliopsida; Lamiales; Oleaceae
Exons: 4
Coding region: 253-1275 (340 amino acids)
Source: RefSeq, a predicted model, not a curated record
CUCUUACCUACGGAAACUGGUCUCUGCUUUUUCUUUUUUCUUUUUUCUUUUUUUUUCCCCUCACAAAUCAAGAAAAACCCUAACCCUAAAAUACCCUUAUUUUCUAAUCAAGGAAGAUGUUAAAUGUGAUUUUUUCAGCUGAUGCUACUGUUUAUGUCUUCAUUACACCUUGAUUCGACGCCGCCGCUAUAAAUUGCUGGCUUACUUGGAUGCACCAGAAGAUUCCCAUCCAUUCGUUCAAUAGCUUAUGAAAUGAAGCGAAGGACCAAUGAGGUACCUAGGAGUUCCAGAGGUUUGCAGGGUGAGGGCCCUAACUGGGUCCUUAUCGCAGGCGGUGCUCUGUUGAGUACAUUAUCAGUUCGUCUGGGUUAUAAGCUAAAGCAGGUCCUUGACGCCAAACGACCAGAAACUAGCAGCAACCUUUUAAAAGGAAGUGGAAAAUUUACUGACGAGAAGAAGUCAAGGAACAGCCAUUUGCAUUCAAAUUCUUAUUGUUUUCCUCGAGAUGGGCAUGGUUGCCACAAAUGUUAUUCAGGAUCUCGAAACAUGGUGGAAAUCAAACAACAGUGCAAUGGCCAAAUAGUUACCGAACCUGAAAUAGCACUUCCUUUAGUCACUGUGCCUGCUUCUGAGUUUAGCAAAGAGAAUGGUGCAAUCUGGGCAUCUUCUCCUGAUCGUCUUGAGCUGCUUCAGAAGCCAUUCCACCAGUCAAACAGCUCUGACUCACCAUGUGUCUCAGAAUCUGGUUCUGAUAUUUUCAGCAAGCGAGAAGUGAUACAAAAGUUGAGACGGCAGUUAAAGAGAAGAGAUGACAUGAUAUUGGAAAUGCAGGAUCAAAUUACGGAACUUCAGAACUCUCUUGGUGCUCAGCUUUCGCAUUCUUCCCAUCUCCAAUCACUGCUGGAUGCUGCUAACAGGGAUAUAUUCGAUUCAGAGAGGGAAAUACAGAGAUUAAGAAAGGCAAUUGCUGAUCAUUGCGUGGGGCAUGUGGAUUCUAGUGACAAUCCCCCUAUGGUUCCAGCGUGGCCAACCGGAGGCAGGAAUGGCCAUUCAAAUGGGUAUCUUAAAGUUGAAAGUAAUGUGGAGUCCUCAGAAAAUGGGGGAGGAGAUGAGGGAAAGAUUGAGAUGUUGAGACGGGAAGUGAGCGAGUUAAAGGAAGUGGUAGAGGGAAAAGAAUACCUGUUGCAGAGCUACAAGGGGCAAAAGGCUGAGCUAUCAGAAAAGAUCAAAGAGUUGCAGCAGAGAUUGGAUUCUCAACUUCCACAUAUUUUGUAGACAGUAUUGGCUUCUUGUGCAUUCUUGUUUUGCUUCAUUCUUGUGUUUCUCUGCUUUAUUAUCCUAUCUGAAGCUCCCAAUUUUGGAGUAGCUCUUUUGUUCCUUCCAUUGACCUUUUUUUUCUUUUUCUUUUUUUUUUUCUUUUUUUUUUUUCUUUUCUGCUUCUUUUUGUGCAUAUGUGAAAAAGAGAGAUGUUCAGAAGUUUGUAGAGGUCAAAGAAACCCGGGUGAAACGAUGUUUUGUACUUCGAAUGCAUUCAGUAUUCAACUUGCAAUUUUAAAUGUAUCUGUACAAAAAGGGGUUGCAAUCUUGCUGUUUCCAAAUGAUUUCAGCAUAAUAAACAAUGUUCAAGGGGAAAGAAACUGUGUAUAUUAUGGAAAACUAACAUUGUUUCAUGA